This is a messenger RNA of Truncatella angustata, 3336 nucleotides long. RefSeq lists its product as uncharacterized. The record is from RefSeq and is a predicted model, not a curated record. Bases 1 to 3336 code for a protein of 1111 amino acids. Gene Ontology annotation, molecular function: medium-chain fatty acid-CoA ligase activity. NCBI's taxonomy places the organism in Eukaryota, Fungi, Ascomycota, Sordariomycetes, Amphisphaeriales, Sporocadaceae. Gene Ontology annotation, biological process: fatty acid metabolic process. The transcript is spliced from 6 exons.
AUGUAUUACUCAAGCAACAUGAAAUCUGAUUGCGUAACAGACAAUUUAAGUGAAGCAACUGGGGGGGUUUGCCCGAUAGAGCCUCCUGUCUGGCAACGACUCAGAAAUUCCACUCAGGAAAGGCCUGAAAGUCUUGCGAUUGCUAGCAUUUACCAACCCGCGAAUCUCUAUGGUAUUGCUUCAGGACAAUCUGGAAAUGGAUACUUAAGAUGGUCAUAUCUCGAUUUGGAACUUGCGACUGAAAGAUUUGCUCAUAAGCUUUCGCAACUUGGCGCGCAGAACGGUGCUCCCUUGGCAACGUUUUUGGACAACGGAGUCGAAUUCGUUGUGGCAUGCUGGGCUGCUCAUAGACUGGGCUGUCCUUUUGUGCCUCUCAACCCUCGGGCACUCAACAACUAUGAUGAAGCAACACACAUGCUUAACAUGGCAUGUGCUUCAGUCGUAAUUCUUCAAGAUACGAAACAAUGUCAUGUCAUCGAAGCCAUGCAGAAAGGAGGAAGCGUAUACCACGCCAAGGUAUUCGUGUCAGGCAUUCCGACCAAUGCGUCGUGGAUUUCCUUUUCAGCCAUGUUGGAGAAACCAACUGAGGAUUGUGCGUUGCCACUUUCAGAAUCCCUAGAUGCCUCCGAAGAGCUCGUUGCUGUCCUGUUCACCAGCGGCACCACUUCGAAGCCCAAAGGUGUACCACACACAAACUCAACCAUUAAUGCGUUCUGCCAGAAUCUCUCACUCGGAAAAUCCUCGCCAACGAGUGUUUUCUGUUCUGUCUUGCCAAACAAUCACGCUAUGGGGUACUUUUUCGCACUCCACUUCAUGAUGCACGGCGGGGCUAUUGUGUAUCCUAGUCCCAUCUUCGACGCAAUGGCAUUGGUUAAUGCUCUUGAAACCGAGAAAGUUACACACACAGCAGUUGUCCCCACCUGCCUUCACGCACUCAUUGAAGCUAUUGACGCUCGCGGAUCUAUACUAAGUUCCUCACUAGAGGAUGUUUGUCUAGCUGGAAGCUCCUUGACUCCAGAGAAUAUCAAGCAGAUCUUUACGAAACUUGGAAGCAGGGGCGCUUCUGCUGGUUUUGGUAUGACCGAGGGAAGCCCCAUAUGGUCCUGCUCAAAACACGACCCGGAGGAUCUAAUCCUUGACAACUCGGUCAUUGUUGGAUCCGCAUCUCGAGGAGCUCGUGUCCGAGUUUGUGCGCCAAAUUCUCGUGAACUUUUACCACGAGGCCAACCAGGGGAGAUCCAUCAAACCGGACCAGGUACAAUCAAGUCUUACCUCGGGCUGAACGUAGGUACUGACCAAUUUUAUGACGAUGAGGAAGGGUAUGUCUGGUUCGUUACUGGUGACCAGGGAAUUAUGCACCGCGAUGGACGUUUCACCAUCACCGGGAGAUAUAAAGACAUGAUAAUUCGAGGGGGGGAAAACAUUUCUCCCGCAGUUAUAGAAGCCGUUGUCAGCCGGUGUUGUAAACUUCAGGGUUAUGUCGUUGGAGCACCGGACCCCAUUGCAGGGGAAGUUCCAGUUCUCAUUUUGGAGGGGAAACACCUUGAAGCUGCCAGGCAUGUGCAAGAUGUGGUCCUUCGGGAGCUGGGCGCUGCUUAUGUCCCAGAGCGCACUAUCACACUCACUGAACUUGGCUUCGCAGACUUCCCACGGACGACUUCUAACAAAAUUCAGAAAUCACAGUUAAUUGCUCGAGUUCGUGCUUUACUGAGCGACGAAGUGAUGACAUCCAGCUCAACAGACGAGGUUGCAAUAAAGGAUAAGGUCUUAGCUGCCUAUUUCAAAUCCACCGGUGUGCCAAUUGAGAAGUUGGAUGUGAACAUUCCUACCGUUCAGUUCGCGGAUAGUAUUGCUUUCAUGAGAGUACGCGACUACCUACGCAAGAGCUUGAGCCAUACGUUGACAACAAAAGAGAUGAAUGAUCAUCCUACUAUCGCCGCUCAAAUCAAAUUGCUUCGAGACCGGUCAGCUUCAAAUACGAGAAGCAAUAAGCUCGCAGGAAAUUCCCUACGUCAGAGCAGCAUGGAGGACCUCAGCAUACUAUUUGGAGGGAUGAAAGAGGCUCGCGCCAUGAUGCUUCGAAUUUCUGAUGUGUUACAGGCCAAACAGCUUAGCUGGCCGCAAGUCUUAUCGGUCGUUCCAGCGCAUGAUUAUUUGCAAGUUCUUUUGAAUUCCCAGAUUAUUGAAACCUGGAACUUUGCCAUUGCUGUUGUAACCAAGGGGUUCAAAGACACGAAUCUCGUUACAGCACUGAAGAAAGCCCUUUCAAACCAUCCGAUCUUAACUUCCUUCAUCGCCGUUGAUCAUGCUGGAAGUGCUCAUUAUGUAACCUUGCUGCCAGACGAAAACCUGUGGGAUCAAUGUAUCUUUCGACAUGGGUCUGUCAAGAAUAGCAAAGACGUUCAGAAUAUCGCUGUUGAUUUCCCACGUCCUCAUCUUUCUAGGGUACCAGGACCACUGAUCUCUUGCCUUCUUUUUCACAUCGAAGAAUCGGACUCAGCCGCCGUUGUUUUCUACCUACACCACAUCGUUCAAGAUGCAACCUCGUUCAGGCUCUUCCUUGAUGACUUGGACCAAGCCCUCUCCGCCCCUAUGAAGGAUCUUGUCCCACAUACAGACUUCAAAGUCUGGGCUGAUUUAUACUCUGCUCUUCGUCUGUCCCCCGCAGCAACUGCCAGCGUCAAUUUCCAUGUAAAUCGCCUACGCGAUCUGCACAAUCACAAGAAGGCCAUUUAUCCGCCUGCUAAGGUAGCUCGACGAGCCAAUACCGAUAGUCCCGAUGGUCUGGAUUACGGUUUCGAUGCACCAGGGCUGACCGAGCUGAGACGUGAGCACCCAAGCAUUGCCGCAGCUGUUGUACUCAAAGCUGCAAUGGCGCUCAUCAAUGUCCACCGCACUGACCAUAGCCAUGCUGCUUUCUGCAACUUCGAAGCCGGCAGGAGACAGUUCCCAUUCUUGCCUACGGCUGUCCAGGCAAUGAACCCGGGUAGUUUCGAGGCGUCGGAUGUAAACGGCCCAGUGAUGCAAGGAGUUUGUAACCUGAUAGAGGUCCCCCGAAACGAGACUGCGAUUUCCUUGUUGAGCCGUUUGCAAACGGAGCAGGAAGGUCUUACCGAGCACGCACACGCACCACUACAACGCGUCAUCGAUAAUCUGAACGCCGAGGGGCAUGGAAGUGGUGAUGCUAUCGUAGAUAUCCACCGCACUCAAUUCACCACUCGACAAGAUUGCAAUUCGCUGCGCGGCAGGUUUGGUCGUAGUUGCUGGUUUGGGCGGAGCGGCGGCAACGACGUACAUGCUCUCCUUGCGAUGGGACGUGGCAAAUUACUCUCGUGA